Messenger RNA from Vespula pensylvanica (western yellowjacket), 1042 nucleotides. RefSeq names its product 3-hydroxyacyl-CoA dehydrogenase type-2-like. Gene Ontology annotation, biological process: estrogen metabolic process; androgen metabolic process; fatty acid metabolic process. Gene Ontology annotation, cellular component: mitochondrion. The coding region runs from base 139 to 903 and encodes 254 amino acids. NCBI's taxonomy places the organism in Eukaryota, Metazoa, Arthropoda, Insecta, Hymenoptera, Vespidae. The transcript has 3 exons. The record is from RefSeq and is a predicted model, not a curated record. Gene Ontology annotation, molecular function: estradiol 17-beta-dehydrogenase [NAD(P)+] activity.
AUUCUUCUGUUCCUACAUAUACUGUCUUCAGUCCGAUCAAUUCACACUUUGCUUCAGGUCGUAACAGAGUGAAGCCGGUUACUUCUUCUUCUUGUGCAAACAUUUCAUUACAUUUUUUGUGCUAAAACUAUAGUUACAAUGCUUCGGAAUACGGUAGCAUUAAUAACCGGUGGAGCUUCUGGUCUUGGUCGUGGAACCGUACAAAGAUUCGUCAAAGAAGGUGCAAAAGUUGUAAUUGCGGAUCUUCCUAGCUCGAAAGGACAAGAGCUUGCGGAUCAUUACAAAGACGAUGCUGUGUUUGUACCAACUGAUAUCACCUCAGAAGAAGAUGUAUUAGCAGCUGUGAAAAUGGCUAAGCAUAAGUUUGGUAGGUUAACUGCAGUAGUAAAUGCAGCAGGAAUAGGAUACGCUCAUAAGACUUAUGACUUUAAUAAGAAUCAACCGCAUCAGUUAAAAGAAUUUGAAAAAGUAUUGAAAGUAAAUACUAUCGGAACUUUUAACGUAAUCAGAAUAUCCGUUGGUCUUAUCGGUGAAAAUAAACCUAACGAGGAUGGAGCACGUGGAGUUAUAAUCAAUACAGCAAGCGUGGCGGCGUACGAUGGACAAAUGGGACAAGCAGCGUAUUCUGCCAGUAAAGGUGCUGUCGUUGGAAUGACUUUACCGAUCUCUCGUGAUUUAUCCAAACAUGGUAUACGCGUUGUCACUAUUGCACCUGGAUUAUUCGAUACUCCGUUAUUUGGAUCCUUACCAGAUAAAGUACGCGACUCUUUGUGCAAAAUGAUACCUCAUCCGCAAAGAUUAGGUAAACCUGAUGAAUACGCACAACUGGCGCAACAUAUCAUCGAAAAUCCACUUUUAAAUGGAAAUACGAUAAGAUUGGAUGGUGCUCUUAGAAUGUCCUAACCUAAGAAUUCUGAUGUUUCUGUAUAUUCCAACGGAUGAAGGGUGCACGUGGGUUUAAGCUACUAAAAUAAAUCUCUUUAUAAUGGUAUAUAUGAUAUAAAUCUGUGAAUAAAAAAAAUAAAUACUAUUUUUAUUUUUA